CUACUACUACUACUAAUAAUAAUAUAGAUCUGUUUGUUCUUACAUAUAUACAUAUAUUCUAUUAUUCCCCUAUUGCCCUUAUUAUUAUCGAUAGUUUCCAAUAUCAAGGAAGUAAUGAUCAUCUUAACCCUAUUAAUACAACUAUAUAUCAUUCAUGUAUAUUAUUAUAUUAAUCUUCUAUAGUUCUAUAUUCAUUCUAAUGACUAAAUGUAUUCCAUAUAAUGUAGUACAAUCCAAUCCAUUUAAACAACACUAUUCAUGUAUUGAAUUAUCCAAAAAUAAUAUUGAACAUUUAAUUCAACAAUCAGAUUUAAUUAUAGCGGGACGUUUAAAAUAUCAUAAUAAAAAUGAAAAAUAUAAACAAAUUCAUUCAAAUGAUACUACUGAUAUAAAUACUACUCAUAAUACUACUACUACUACUACCACCACCAAUAAUACUACUUAUAAUACUACUUAUAAUGAUGAUAUAUAUUUUAAUAUAACUGUUUUCAUUAAAACAAUCUAUAAAAUAAAUCAUUUAAUGAAUAAUAAUGAAAUUAUCAUUGGUCCAAUGUUCAUAUCAAAUUCUAAUAAUAGAAAUGGUACAGGAUGUUUAACGGAGUUUUAUUCCAAUGCUAAAUAUAUAUUCUUUUUAAAGAAUAAUAAUAAUAAUAGUACGGUAAAUUAUUAUCAUCCAUUAAGUGAAGCUAUAGAAUAUACAGAAUAUAUAGAAAAGAAGAUUUAUGGAUUAUAUUGUCAUAAUUGUGUGAAACCUACAAUUCAAUCUAUUCCUAAUCAAGUAUUAGAAUAUGGUCAUUCAUUAACAACUAGCUGUUUAGCAACUGGUACACCGACACCAACUAUUAUGUGGAUAAGAGAUGGAAAAUCAAUUAAUCUAGCUGAUAAAGGUUUAACGGUUGAAACGUUUGAACGUUCACCAGGAUAUGUGGAAUCUAUAUUGGAAAUAAACAAUUUAAUUCUAAUUGAUACCGGUGAAUAUUGGUGUUAUGCUGAAAACGCUUUAGGAUUAGCUAAAGAAAAGUUUACUUUAAAAGUUCAAUCAAACAAUAGAACAGAAGAAAAAUUAAUGGUUGAUGAAUUGAUACCUUGUUCAGACGAGGAUAAAGAUUACUGUCUUAAUGGUGGUCAAUGUUAUACGUAUAAAAAUGAAAGAGUAUCAUUUCAAUGCAGUUGUUAUACACCAUAUUUUGGUUCAAAAUGUGAACGUGUGGCAGUUGAUUUAAAGGAAUAUAAAUUUUUAGAAGUGGUUUUAUAUCAACGAACAAAAUUGUUAGUGAUAUUUGGCGCCUUAUUUGUGUUUUCAACAAUAUUAUUAGGGGCUAUAUUAGUUAUUAUUUGUCGAAGACACUUAAGAAGACGAAAGAAAUCUUUAAUUAAACAUAAUUCACAAAUGAAAACUUCUCAUCCUGUCAAUCGUUCAAAUCAUGGAAGUAGAAUUAAUAGUACAGUGAAAGAUAGCACAGCACCAAUUUUAAUUAGUGAUUUUAAUACAAGAGAUCAAAAAAUUGAAAACAUCCCCGUUGCUGAAGAUUAUUUUGGACAAACUGGUGGUAGUUAUAUUUUGUCAGCUCCAAAUUUAGUAAAUUCUGAAUGCUAUGAAAAUCGUUCACAGAAUUUUACUGGUGAUGUAAUGAUUGAUCUGAAAUCUCCAUUAUCGACAAGUCAUGUGAAUCCACAACAGUUACAUGAUCAUUCAAGAAGCACAAAUCAGUUCGGUUAUCGACCAUCAUCCUCUUUAGAUCAAUGUAAUGAAUCAGUCCAUAAACCUGAGAAUGGAAUAACCUUAAACAAUAGACCUUUUGGGACAGAUUGGUCAACACGAAGGUUUGUAUCGCAAACAGCUGGAUCAAUUCGAGAUCGAUUACCAGUACUAGCAGAAGGAUCAAAUUUCGAUUUGAAUGUUAAGCGAUAUCCGGAUUACACAGAUCCUAUAGACAAUAUGAAUAGAUUUGAUCGAAACAGAGAAAUACCACUGAAUAUGGUUUCAUCUUCUUCUUCAUUUAUGCAAACUAAUACCUGAAUAUACAAUUAAGAAUAAUGGUAACAAGCAUUCAUUUCAGAUUGUAAGAAGUAAGAAUGUAGAGUACAUGAUAUUAUUCAUUACCAUACAACAGAUUUUAUUACUAACACUUCAUAUUCUACCUUUAGGGUUACUGGUUAAUUAUUCUGACGUAAUCUACUACAAAGUACUUCAAUUCUGCAUUGUUUUAUUUCGUAGUUUUGUGAAAAAAGUAAAAAAAGAAUCUUGUCCUCGGUUGUCUAUUUUCAUUAGUUGAAAAUGACACAAACGCAUUUGUUUUACUGUUUUCUUGUGUCACUUUUAUUUUCACCCAGAGACAAAAUUGAAAAUCAAAGCAAGUUAUAUUGCACUCUUUCAUUCUUAACUAUCUAAUCAAUGUUUAUGAAUCCUUUAUACCUCAUCAUUUUGUGUAUAUAUCCAAUGAAAUGUAUCAUCGGUUUGUAUAUUCUACCAUAGAUGUGUGUAUGUAUGUGUGAGUGAGUGAAUGAGGAACAGUUGCCUACCUACUGUUUGAUUGUUUAUUACAUUAUUUAAUACUUGAAUUGAAGUGAUUAUGACUAUCAAUAGAAAAGAAAUAAAGUCAUUUGAAAAGUUUAUUUUAAUUUCUGAUUAUAAAUGCUUUCAUCAUAGUUACAAAGUAUUCAGUAAACAGAAGUGAACAGUGAAUAAUUUGCAAUAUAGUGCACCCAAUGUCGAAUCGCCUAGACUAGUGGCCAUAUUGCGGCAUGAUCAAUAGGAUUCUAUCUGAACUAAGAAUGACACAUAUGACAUUGACCACUACUCAG
Messenger RNA from Schistosoma rodhaini, 2805 nucleotides. The record is from the annotation of a GenBank genome assembly. Lineage: Eukaryota; Metazoa; Platyhelminthes; Trematoda; Strigeidida; Schistosomatidae.